This is a messenger RNA of Cucumis melo (muskmelon), 3131 nucleotides long. Its product is annotated as U11/U12 small nuclear ribonucleoprotein 65 kDa protein. The record is from RefSeq and is a predicted model, not a curated record. Gene Ontology annotation, molecular function: pre-mRNA intronic binding; U12 snRNA binding. The transcript is spliced from 13 exons. Lineage: Eukaryota; Viridiplantae; Streptophyta; Magnoliopsida; Cucurbitales; Cucurbitaceae. Gene Ontology annotation, biological process: mRNA splicing, via spliceosome. Gene Ontology annotation, cellular component: U12-type spliceosomal complex. Bases 1103 to 2254 code for a protein of 383 amino acids.
AAGAAAAGAAAAAGAGUGUUUUUCUGCUUGGUUGAACGCGCGCAAACGCACUCCUUCUCGAAAUUUCGUUUCUCUCCGUUGCUCUCUUCCGCAAACAAUCUUUCUCCCUCUCUCUCGCACGCCGGCACACUACCGACGACGACACACCCGCCCGCACCUCUCCCACGCACGCCGGGGACGACGCGCCUUGUCGUCGACGAUACGCCCGAAACUCCUCUCUUCUUCUCCUUCAGCCGACGCCCCCACACAGCCACCCCUUGCGCCUCUUAACUCGCCGGUGAUUUCCACCCACACGCCGCCGUUCGAGGCCAUCAGAGCGAUAGUUUUCGCUGCAGUUCUUGCCAUCGUUCGUGAUGCUCUGCCGCUGAGAUCUGCAAGCCACACGUGUGCGAAGUCCUUUCGUCGUUCAUCCCAGCCGCCAAAUUUUAUUUGAUCGCCUGCCGUCGGGGGUAACAUAUUGUCGGGCGCCGAGUCCCGUUCCUACAGGCCAAAUUGAAGUGGGGAAAGUGUAUAAUCCUGGGGGAUCGAGUCAUUGAUAGAGCGAGAAGGUGAUUUCCCGAAAGCUACGUGAAUGUGUUUUCGUAGCGCCAUCUAUGGUUCUCAGGGGAUUUCGGGGUGAAAGAGGCCGUGACCGGAGAUCCGAGAACCUGAGCCUAGGUGAGGACGUAGAUAAAGGAUUAUGAUUGGCUUCGGGCCUAGCUUAACCCAUGGUGGGUGGCUUUAUGUGCACAUAGGAGCAUGGAUAUGGAGGUUGCUACUGUAGCAGAUACUAAACAUGCGUGAACUCAGUCUGGCCGUGUGUUUCCUUGUGGAUAUGGAUCACACGCGAGCUAUUCUCGAUCGUGUAUUUAAUGUGCUACCAUGAUUAAUUGGAUAAAAGUUGCUAUUGUGACAAGUACUAAAUACGCGUGAACUUAGUUUGGCCACAUGAUUCCUUGAUCGUGUGUGAGCUAUUCUUGGCCAUAUAUUUAGGCGCUCUGCUAUGGCCGAAUCUUUUUGGUGAACUUUUAGCAGAGGAAAGGGUACCAGAACGAUUUAAUAUUAUAAAUUUAAACAGCUUGUAACUGUAUCAAGAAAGGACCUUGUAUCCUCAUCUUUUUAGAUGGAGGAUGCUGCCAUAAAAGGUGCCAUAUCUAAGGACCACUGGAGUAGAGAUCAUAAUGAGGGUAUGAGAGCAAGGCCUCUGCAUUUUGGUGAGCCAAUUGCUGCAAGGCUUGGUGUGGACUAUCCAUUCCCUCCUCAUCUUGAGUAUGCGUAUCCUCCUCCAGAUGGUAAUAUCCUGACCAACAUUGUUAAUGCCCUCAUAGCUGUCCCUCGCUUUUACACUCAGGUGCUGCAUUUAAUGAACAAGAUGAACAUCCCAGCUCCAUUCCGAUUGCCUCUGCCCACCCCACCCCUCCCGCCUUCCACUCCUGCCCCACCAUCACCAUCAUUAACGCUGCCACCUCUUCCUCCUCCUGCCACUUCAAGGUCUCAAGUAACAAAUAUGCCCAGUGAUGAGUCAGAAAUGGAGUCCUCAGAAGAGGAUGUUGAAGGGAAAUAUAAUUCAAGUGGAGUUUCAAAAACUGCAAAAUCAGGAUACAAGCGUCCUAGGUGUGAAACCAUUGUAGGCCCUGGGAUAGAUAAAGAUGUGGCUCAUGAGGCUGUUGGGGUGAAACCUUCCACAUUGGUUCCAAAAGAGAUUCCUAUGAUAAAAAAGAAGAACCCCGUGAUUCAGAUUAGAAUUGCCCCUAAAGUGAUUCAUGAUGGAAAAGUUGAUAAAACUAACAAUGAUGGUGAAGAGGCAGAAAAGGAAGCAGAUGAUCUUAAGCCAUAUGCAACACUCGAAGAUUUAGAGAGAGGCAAAUUGCCUCCAGAAGAAAUUCUUUCGCUUCCAAUGUUCAAGAACUAUACUGCUGGGAGUCCUACUUCUGUGCUGUACAUCAAGAACUUAGCCAAAGAUGUAUUGAAUGACGACCUCUAUUAUAUUUUUGGAUCAUUAUUUGAAGGUAUUGAUGAAGCCAAAUCUGCUCUAACUGUGAAGCUAAUGCAGGAGGGAAGAAUGAGGGGCCAAGCAUUUGUAACAUUUCCAUCGAUUGAGCUUGCACAACUUGCUUUGAUGAAUAAACGAGGAAACAAGAAGGUAAAGCUGGUUGCUUUUAUGUUGAAGUUUGAGGCCUCUACACGGUGGGACCAAAUCCAAAUGAAUCGGUGGCUAAUAUGCAAGGCACCCAUCAGAAGCCGGUCAAGAAUGCUGAAGAUGAUGAAGGAAUGAUUUCUUUCGGCCGACUAUGCACCAAUUUUGUAUCAGUAGUACCAAAAAUGUGAAGAAAGACUUUAUGGAAUGCUGAAGAUGAUGAAGGAAGGCUAUUUUUGGAAGACUUUAUGGAAGAAGUUUAACACAAGUUUAAAGUUUUGCACAGCAAGUCAUUCUCAAACCGAUUAGGAAACAAGAGUCACACAAACAGAACGGAAUCCUUGGGAAUCUUAUACGUUUCUUGGAGAGGACAAGCCUAAAAAAUGGGACCUGGUCUUAGCUCAAGCAGAUUCACAUUCAAUCAGAUGAAUAAUCGAUCCAUGGGAAGUUAUCAUUGAAAUAGUGUACACUAAACUCCUUAGAUUUACUGUUGACCUUACUAAUUUGCCUUCCUGAUUUGAUCUUAAUUUAGAAGUUGAAGGAUUAACUGAAAGAAUAGCAGAAGUACAUAAAGAAGUCGCACCACACUCGGAAAAAAUAACCAACUUAAAAGGCAGAAGCAUAGAUGAUUCAAAGAGUUCGAAGGAGAUUUGGUCAUGAUUCAUCUUCAAAAAACUCGAUCUCCGAUAGGGACUUGCAGGAAAUUGCAUCCCAAGAAGUUUGGUCCUUUUCGAGUAUUGAAGAAAUGCGGUGACAAGGCUUACAAGAUUGAACUACCUGAAGAUUUACACACGAGCCCAAUCUUCAACAUUGCAGACAUAACCGAGUACUUCCUACCAGAUUAGUUCUCCAUUUUAACAUAAACUCGAGGAAUCUAGUAAAUGGUUACGUGUUCAAAGGCAAGCCAAUGAUUAUCCAAUUUGGGCGGAAUCCAGGAGCCGUCAAGGGGAGUUAAAACGUUGGCUACUAGUACCCAAUUGAACCCCAAAUAUAAACUUGAAAUAUCAGAGAUAUG